Messenger RNA from Salvia splendens (bonfire salvia), 312 nucleotides. Its product is annotated as transcription repressor OFP17. Bases 1 to 312 code for a protein of 103 amino acids. NCBI's taxonomy places the organism in Eukaryota, Viridiplantae, Streptophyta, Magnoliopsida, Lamiales, Lamiaceae. Gene Ontology annotation, biological process: negative regulation of DNA-templated transcription. The transcript has a single exon. The record is from RefSeq and is a predicted model, not a curated record.
AUGGACCGGUUUACGGAGCUCACGAGCUUCUCGGAUGCUGCUCCGCAGCACAAAGCGCCGCAUCCAUCACCUCUGAGUACGGCUGCCGCGAAAGUGGAAGUGGAUGAUCGCGUGGAAGAAGCGUGUAGAAGCUUCGAGAAGUAUGUGGUGGAGAUGAUCGUUGAUGAGAGGAAAGUGAGAGAUUUGGGUGACGUGGAGGAGUUGCUCCAUUGGUGGAAGGAGCUUAGGUCGCCGGUUUUCCUUGAUUUGGUGUGCCGCUUUUAUAGGGAACUUUGCACGGAUUUAUUUUCCAAUAAUCAUUUGGAAACCUAG